AUGAGUGGUGAUUCGUCGUCCUCGUUGGAGGCAGUGCAUGUUGAUAACUUUGACAAGAAUACAACUUUAGGCACAUCAGAGGCCAAACGCUCAAUCUCGGAAGCUACUGCCGAGUACAAGAUUAUAGCUUCAAGAGAUGCUGACGCUACACUUGAAUUUUUAGGAAAACAUGGCUCUCAGGUCGUACUAAUCUCACCAGAGCGUGAGCGUAAGUUGUCGAGGAAAGUGAUCUGGUUUAUUUUGCCGUUGACUAUGCUUAUAGACAUGAUCUUAUACUCCGACAAGGCCGCGAUGUCCUUUGCCGCGAUCUUCACAUUUUUUCAGGAUACGGGGCUUACCCAAAACCAGUACAAUAAUGCAAAUACUUUGUUCUACGUUGGCUUCGUUCUGGGCCAAGGAAACUUGUAUUUCCUGCAAAAAUAUCCUGUUGGAAAGGUCAUGACCACUAUAACGGGGCUAUGGUGUAUUAUAAUGUUUUUACACUGCGCGGCUUUCAAUGCUAGUGGUGUUUAUGCCCUUAGGUUUUUCUUGGGAUUUGUGGAAGCGAUUGGAGUACCUGCACUGAAUAUCACUAUGAGUCAGUUCCUUACAUCGGAGGAAAAGGCGAGUACUGCUCCAACUUUUUAUGCUAGCUGCAUGGGUGUAACUAUCCCUGUUGGUUUCCUUGCUUACGGAGUUUUGCACAUUAACGAUUCCGCGGUGGCUACUUGGAAGAUAUUUUGUGUCAUCAUCGGAAGUCUUACUUUCGUGACCACGGUUUUGGUCGUCUUCUUGUAUCCGAACAAUCCAGCCGACGCCCGGUUCUUGAGUACCGAGGAAAAGGUCUGGGUGAUACGUAGGGUUCAGCAGUCUACUGGGUCAUCAAUUGAACAAAAAACGUUCAAAAAAUAUCAGGUUGUCGAAACCUUCAAAGACCCCAUUACUUAUUUGUUCGGGGCAUUCUUUAUGUUGCAGCAGUUGGCUAAUAAUUUGACAUACCAACAAAACUUGUUGUUCGAGGAAAUUGGGGGCAUUACUAACCUGGACGCAACAUUGGUAUCAGUGGCGUGUGGUGGUUAUAAUGUCAUUUGUGCAUUACUAGCUACCUGGUGGUUGAGAUGGAACAAGGACACAACCGCAUUUUCAGUGGUCUUCUGGACAAUUCCAUCUUUUGUUGGUUGUAUCGGUAGCGUUGCAUUGCCAUGGGAUAAUAAGUUGGGCUUAUUAGCUAUGAUCAGCCUUGCCACGCCAUUUGGUGUUCCUUGGAUCAUGAUGUUUAGCUGGAAUGUAACAAGCUGUUCAGGGUACACGAAGCGUUUGACAAGGAGCGCAGUAGUAAUGUUUUUCUAUGGAAUUGCCAACAUAAUAUCUCCUCAACUAUGGCAAGAAAGUGAUGCGCCGCGCUACAAACCAGCUUGGAUUGUGCAAACCGUGUGCUCAUUCUUUAUUGCGCCGCUUCUGGCGAUUGUUAUUUGGUUUAUACUUAAGAAGAGAAACCAAACAAGGCGUGUGGAAAUUGCUGCACAUCAUACCCCUGCGCGGGGUGUAGUGGAAUAUGAAGGCCAAAAAUUGGAAGUUAACGUGGCUAUGAUGGAUUUGACAGAUUUAGAAAACGAGAAAUUUAUCUACCCAUUAUAA
Lachancea dasiensis is the source of this 1617-nucleotide messenger RNA. Lineage: Eukaryota; Fungi; Ascomycota; Saccharomycetes; Saccharomycetales; Saccharomycetaceae. The record is from the annotation of a GenBank genome assembly.